AUGGGAACCGUAAGCGAGACGAUCCCACAGAUUUCCAUCAGCUUCGUAUCUGAAGAUAACAAAGCACUGGGUGAAGCUGGAAUUCUCGUUCCAUUGGAUAUUACGACCAAUCAGCUGCAAAUUUUAUGCAACAACUUACUCGGAAACAGGCAAGGACUUUUUUACGCAAUUGCAGCCCAUGCAAUGUUCAAAAGUUAAGUGAAGACCCAGUCCCCAUCUCUUUCUUCGCUGUCAAUGGAGAGACGAUCGUUGACUCUAUUCAAAGAUCUCUAAAAAAUAUUGAUUUCGAAACGGUGGGAAUCAGUCCAUUGCACAACAAUUUUUUUUUUAUUUUCAGACAAUCAAACUUGUUUAUCAACCACAAGCAGUUUUUCGUGUACGUCCGGUGACACGGUGUUCCGCAAGCAUUCCAGGACACGGCGAGCCAGUAAUUUCCGCGCAGUUCAGUCCUGAUGGACACGGUUUGGCCAGUGGUUCUGGAGAUACAACUGUUCGAAUUUGGGAUAUUCAAUUAGACCUGCCUCUGUUCACCUGCAAAGCUCAUAAAAACUGGGUUCUUUGUAUCGCUUGGUCCCCUGACGCUUCGAAACUUGCAUCAGCAUGCAAAAAUGGCGAGAUCAACAUCUGGGAUGCCAAAACUGGAAAUCAGAUGGGGAAAACGCUGAAAAGACACAAGCAAUGGAUCACCAAUCUAGCAUGGCAACCAAUGCAUAAAGACCCAGAAUGUCGUUUGUUGGCAUCAUCAGGAAAAGACGGAAACGUAUUCAUUUGGGAUAUUGCCAAAGGUGCUGUUAUGCACUGUUUGAGCGGACACACAGCCUCAGUCACUUGCCUCCGAUGGGGAGGCGAAGGUUUGAUUUACACAGGUUCUCAAGAUAGAACUGUCAAAAUGUGGAGAGCUGAAGAUGGCACUCUCUGCAGAAACAUGACUGGUCAUGCACACUGGAUCAAUACGCUUGCACUGAAUACCGACUAUGUCCUGCGCACAUCGUGUUUCGAGCCUAGCAAAAGAUGUAUUAAACCUGAAACAAUUGAAGACGUAUGAUUUUUCUGUAUUAAACAAGUAAACAAGUUGCUGCGCUCUUAACCUUUCAGUUAGGGAUGCAGAACAGGCGCCUGUUUUGCAAAUAGCGUGUGUUUUAGCGUAAAUAGCGUGUGUUUUACAAAACAGGCGCAGGCGCCUGAAAUCGCCUGUUCUGCAUCCCUACUUUCAGUGUUUGCGUACUCAAUUGACCGAGCUCAAGCCUAAUUUCAGAAAUUUUGGCUUGAGUCGACAUGCACUGAAGGGUAAAGAGAGAUACACUGAGUUUGUAUAUGAUUACAAGACUCAACUGGCGACUAACGCCGCCGUCAGUCUUGUGUCGGAGCCUUCGGCUCCCACGGAGUCGUGGAGGGGAACAUUGGCGCAAGUGCGCUCUAAUGAACUUUUCAAAAAUUUCGCUUUGGUCUAAUGCUUAAGCAUAGGGGCGCUACGCAAUCGACCGUUGGCGGAAAUUCAAAUUUUAAUUUUCAAUGUUCCUGCCACGACCCCGUGGCUCCUCCCUCCCGUGGCUCAGACCGAGCUGACGCUCGGAAGCGGCUACGCCGCUUGUUUGCUUCUCAUAGCUGUUUGAGAGUUCACGUGUCCGUUUCUUCAGUUCUCCGUCACACUUUUUCGUUUUAGAAAUGAAGUGGGGACGGACAAACGGAGAAACAAACAAACAAACAAACAAAGAGACAAACCCGUGAAGACUUUUAUUAAUAAGAAUGAUGAUGAUGAUAUUUUUAUUCAGGGCCAGAAAAUUGCACAACAGCGAUAUGACACGGCAUUGAAAAUUGCUGGAGGAGAAAAGCUGGUCAGUGGAUCGGACGACUUCACUUUGUUUCUAUGGAGCCCUAAAGAGACUAAACAGGCUGUUAGCCGAAUGACUGGACACAUGCAACUUGUUAAUCAAGUCGUUUUUUCACCGGAUACAAGGUAUAUCGCUUCCGCAUCGUUCGAUAAAUCGGUCAAGCUGUGGUGUGGCCGGACUGGAAAAUACAUUGCUUCGUUGAGGUGACCACGAUUUCUCUUCUCUAUUAUCUUGAAUUUCAGAGGGCAUGUCGGUCCUGUUUACCAAGUAGCUUGGUCUGCGGAUAGUAGAUUGCUUGUAUCUGGAUCGUCCGAUUCCACACUUAAAGUAUUCGAGCUGAAAACUCGAGCUUUGUACUACGAUCUGCCCGGCCACGGAGAUGAAGUCUUCACUGUUGAUUGGAGUCCAGAAGGAACAAAAGUGGUCAGCGGCGGGAAAGACAAAGUUCUCAAACUUUGGAGGCAAUGA
Molecule: messenger RNA, 2300 nt
Organism: Caenorhabditis sp. 36 PRJEB53466
Lineage: Eukaryota; Metazoa; Nematoda; Chromadorea; Rhabditida; Rhabditidae
Source: the annotation of a GenBank genome assembly